This is a messenger RNA of Cylicostephanus goldi, 1548 nucleotides long. Lineage: Eukaryota; Metazoa; Nematoda; Chromadorea; Rhabditida; Strongylidae. The record is from the annotation of a GenBank genome assembly.
AUGACAUUUGCGAUUCUUACGCAGUUUCUGAUUAGUGAUCAUAAAGGCCGGCGUCAAAGCCGUUGUUUGGAAGUGUGCCCCAAUCAGGCACUACCACUUCCCUGUUCGGAACCACAACUACCACAUCUGGAGGACUUUUCGGGAGUAAGACCACGACCACUACUACCGCCUCUGGUGGAUUGUUUGGUUCGAGCACUUCGGGAGGAUUGUUCUCAAAGCGUAACAGCAACAACUGGUUUUGGGAGUACCGGGACUGGACUUUUUGGCUCAAAGCCAUUGGGUGGUGGUUUAUUUGGUGCUGCUGCUACUGCCCAGCCAGCCACUGAGACCAAACAAACAGUUCAAGGGAUCUUGCAGGAAUCUGAUGCGCUCGUUAGAUCGCUGACAAAGGUGGAGCUCUUUGGUGAUGAGCGUGACGAGAUGGUAGCGAAACUCAACCAGUUAGCGGCUGCUCUGGGUACUGGAUGUGGUUACUACAAGGAUGGACAGCAACCUGUACAAUAUACACAAGGAGGACCGUUUCACCGCAUCAAGGUAUGCUUCUUUUUCCACUCGCGUUUAUUUUGUCAUAAGCUCACGUUCGUGGAUAGAAUGAAUUGCUCAUUCCAGGCGAUCGGCUAUAAUCGAGCUUCCGAAUACUCAGAUUCGGAUGGUAUCGUUGCUUUGGUGGUGAAGGCUCCAUUCACGGACUAUCAGACUGGUGAGCAGAAACAGAAGUUUGUCGAUGCACUUUUCGUAAUUCUCGGCAGCAAACCUACUAUCCAUGCUCAUAUUGAGAGCAUAAAAGCGCUACCUGAUAAUCACACCGAGGUUCGCAAAACAUUUGUGCUGCCGUUCGAAGCUCAAGCCUUAUGGAUCGCUAUUUGUGUUUACGUGACCGAGAAGUUUCGUGGACGUAUCUCUAGCAAAGAGCUGGCGCAGUAUUUCAAUCAGGCUACACAGAAGCAGCAGCUAGAGAGCCAGUUAAAGGUUAGGCAUUCGACUGUUUUUUUUUUGGUUCCAAAAGUGGAUAAAGAAAAGAUUAUUUCGCGGGUCCAUAUGGAUAAGCAACAAAAGGAGCUUUAUCUGAAAGAUCCUCCUACAGCUUUAUGUUUGUUAUAUGAGUGUUCUGCAUUCUGUUUUUUGCGACAAAACGCUCAACUUUUCACCUGUUCUACUUAUUCUUCCAUAUUGAUGAUUGUGCUUCCUCACCAUUUAUCUUGCCUAGGAUUCGAUGCAUCAUUAUGGGCGCAGGCUGUCCGAGAAAAUCCGGACCCUGAAAGAUUGCUUCCGUAUCCGAUUCGCGGCUUUGAGCAGUUGAGAAUGAGGCAGAAGGCGCAGAUCGAAAAUGUAUGUUUCGUAGAUUGUUUUUUUAUUAUCACUCUACUUUGGAUUAGGCCCGAUUAUGUCUCAAUAUCUCACAAAUCAUGCUUCCAGAUUCGGAUUGAGAAUGCUGUGGUAGAAGCGAUGAAAACUCGUAUAGGUAGACUUGAAGCGAAUGUAACGGCUGCUGCUGUGCAACUCGCUCAACAAAAAGUUAUCCAGCAACGAUUGUCACAUAGGCUUUUG